CCGUCACAACGCUCCGGACCACGUACAGCGGUGCAUCAGCCGUCGUAGCCCCGGAAUACCUGCCAUUGGACACUCUCGAGCCGCACAGUCGCAGUCGCAAGCCCUCGCACGACCGCUCAGCAUGUCUACCUCCGUCGGUGUCAACGUCCUCCGAUGGUCCGCCCUGGCCACCGGUCUCUUCUACGGCGCCUACACGCAGUUGUCGAUAUCAGCGCGCGAGAAGGCGCAGGCCGAGCAGAAGGCGUACAGCCACAAGGAGUCGUUGAUCAGGCAGGCCAAGCAGGAGUGGGCAAAGACACAUCCCCAAGAGCAGCCCAAGGCCUCAUCUGGCGCCAAGGCAGACCCCAAGGACCCCAACGCCGACUUGAACACAAUCCUCGGAAUCACAGACGAGAAAUGAGCGCCUGAGACGUAGAACGUAGAAGGUCCCUUCUCUCCCUUUAGCAUGGACAUAAUGGUCGCCCGACGGAAGCCAAGAGGCGAGGUGCGGAAAAGCAGUCGAUAGUCGAUAGUCGAUAGUCUGGUGCGAGAUACCAACCUCUGGUGUUGUGUACCAUCUGUACAGUAUAGACGACGGUUGGUCGCGUUUUCAAUAUACAUGCUUACUUUCAGCCUCACAUGAUUUGCGAGCCC
This is a messenger RNA of Macroventuria anomochaeta, 633 nucleotides long. RefSeq lists its product as uncharacterized. The record is from RefSeq and is a predicted model, not a curated record. The transcript has 3 exons. NCBI's taxonomy places the organism in Eukaryota, Fungi, Ascomycota, Dothideomycetes, Pleosporales, Didymellaceae. Gene Ontology annotation, biological process: proton motive force-driven ATP synthesis. Gene Ontology annotation, molecular function: proton transmembrane transporter activity. Bases 122 to 400 code for a protein of 92 amino acids.